AGCUGUACUUCAGGUAAACAUCACAUCUGUUGUAAAUGAUCGAGGUAACACGUGUAAACAAAGGAUGGAGGCAAAACGGAAAGGCGGCGAGUCAUUAAGUUCUAUGGAUCAGGAGUUUGAGAUAAGGAUAGAGCGGUCACUUUCGACAGACAAAACUGAUGUCCUUGAAAAGCUGGUCCAGUUACUGCGACGCCUACUUGAUUACUGCCUCUGUUGUCUAUCCUGUGGCUGUAUACCAUUACCAGAACAAACCGGCAGUCUGAUCGAUGACAACUAUGAAAUGAUUCUACUAGAAAAUGAAAGACAGGCUGUUGGCAAUCUUCUUCACUAUCUUGAGCAUGAAGCUAAUGGUGACCCAGUUUUGAAUGAUGAACAUGUGAGGGCUCUCAGUAUAUUGGCCUCCUCUGACAAUGUGGAACUACAGAAAUCAGCAGCGCUGUGUUAUACUGAGAUCAGUGAGAGAUCCAAAACUCCACUGACCAUUGAUGUGGCAACGCCGCUAGUUCAGCUCCUCAAAUCACAGGACCUCCAGGUACAGAAACUGGCAACAUUGGCCAUGAGCAACUUCACUUUGUGUGGCCCAGAAUCUAACAAAGACACUAUUGGUAAAUGUGGAGGGAUCAGGGCCCUAGUGUGUCUUCUACAGUCCAAUAAUACAGAUGUACAGUGUAACACUGCAGGGUGUAUCACAACACUAGCCACCACAGAUGCCAAUAAACAACAGAUCUUUGAUGACCAGGCCAUUCAUCAUCUACUGAAGCUGAUGAAGUCACAAGAUUUACGAGUACAAAGAAAUGCUGCUGGUGCUAUUUUAAAUCUUACUCAUCUUCAAAAUCACAGGAAUUAUUUGGUAGCGGGAGGAGUGAUUCCUACCCUGGUCGACCUCCUCCAGUCUCCGGACCUGGAUAUACAGUACUACAGUGCUGCCUCCCUCAGUAACAUCGCUGUCAACGAAAAACACAGAGCUCUAAUGGUCGCUAUUGGCCACACAGACGUCAUACGAAAUCUCAUCAAACUUGUGUCUGUCAAGGCAGAAAAGGUACAAUGUCAGGCAUGCCUGGCCUUGAGAAACCUUGCAUCUGAUGGUAAUAACCAAUCCCUUAUUGUAAAGCAUGGUGCAUUGCCACGGUUACAAAAAGUGUUAAGGACCAGUCACAAGGACACUCUGGUGGCUGCAGUAGCAUGUCUUCGGAACCUGUCAAUACAUAAAGCCAACGAGGUGGUGAUUAUGGCUAACAACUUUGUGAUAGAACUAUGUCAUGUCUUGUGUGACAGUCAAAACCCUGAGGCCCAGAGACAUGCCGCAGGAAUCCUACGCAACUUAGCUGUGGGCCAGUAUAUCCGGGACUUGGUGGAGCAUGACUGUGUAGAGGCCUUGACCUUUGUACUGUUGGGGUUAGAGACCAGGAUUAAUACUCUUAAGGAAGUGACAGCUGCUCUGGCUGUGUUUGCUGAUGAAGAUGAUGUUAAAUACAAGCUGCUUCACCUGCAUGGUGGGAAAGUUUUCAGUAAGCUGGUAACUUUAGCUUCUCUGUCCACCCAAUCAGAAGUCCAGUACAACAGUGUGGGAACUCUGGGUCAACUCUUCCUUGUAGAAAUCCCUGAGGAAUUGAAAACAGUGAAUAUCUCUGGUAUAGUGUUAUACAUAGACAUGUUCCUCAAGUCACCUGACCCCAACUUCACUCACAUCGCUCUCUGGACCUUGGUACAGCUUCUCAAAGAUCCUGUGUUCCUCAAGGCGUUUCAAGAUCACAGUAUAGAACCAGUUGUUGUCAAACUAGCCUCCACCUUACAGCCCUCCACCAUCGAAGAGCUCGCCACAACUGUGCUGAAAAAGCUUCGGGUGGAAGAAGAAUCAACGUCCAGUGAUGACUGACACUUGCAUAGAUGUAACUUAACCUGUCCAGAUAUUGUAGCCAUUUUAUUGGCAUCUUAAGCAACGAAAAGGCUGGACAAACAGGAAAGUUAUAAUCAACUGGUCACAUUAAAUGCAUAAUUAAUAUUCUUUCAUUAUCUUUUGCAUAGUUGAUGUGUUCAUGCAUUAAAUCAAACUACCAGUGGUGUCCAACUCUAUUAUAAUCACAGAUUCAGGUUAACACACUCAACUUUCACCUACAUUAUGUAGGCAGCUGGGAUUAGGGUUCAAUUCCCCAAUUUGGUGUGAGACACCAACCCCACCACAUGGAUUUUCCCCCACAAGUGCCCUGGUUUCCUCCCUCAGUAAGACCCCCUUACAUGCUUCCAUCUAGGUCAACAAUUUAUAGAAUGUUUUGCAAUUAUUGUAAAAAAAAACUGUGUUACAGAUUCAGGAAAUAGUUUAGGGUUUUUGGUCAAAUUGAAAUAUUGGCAACACAAUGAAUAAAUGCUUGCAUAGUUUUUGAUAGCAGACAUUGUAUAUUCACAGUAUAAGAGUUUCAGAAACAUCCCAGUCAUUCAUGUUAUAAUAGCUAGUCCUUAGUACAGACUACACCUACCAUCUUAUAAAUAUCAAAAUAUGGGAUAUAGAACUACUAGCAGUUAAGAGAACUGGGCCAGUAUUCAUAAAAAUGGUACUCGUGCCCAAAUGUACAUUUUUUGCUAAGACUUAGGAAAUUUGAUAUAUGGAUGAUGAUGAUGAUGAUGAUGAUGCUUUAGGGUUUGUUGCUAAACAUUGGUAUGCAACUUCAGUAUGAGUAGCUACAGAUCAAGUUCGGGUUUCAGAGUUUUUGGGUCAAGGUCAAGAUCACUGUUACUAUUUUUAGCUAGGGCCGGUAGGGGACAUAUAUUGCUUUAGCAAUACUCUCAGAAUGCUUGUUUAACAUAAUUUUAUACAUAAAUAGCAUUGUAAUGCUUAUUUUACUUCAUCUCUCAAAUAAUUUAAUCUAAUGCAAAAUCAUGGCAGGAGUUCCUUAGUGUUCAUUUUUGAGGACACUGCUUUCUUAUGAUGCUUGCAAUUUGUGUUUUUCAAAAUGUUCAAUUAGAUAAAUAUCAUGUCGAUAAUUAUGAUAUAAAUUUGUAUGUGUCUAUAGAAGGGUAGAAGUGGACAACUGUUUACAGCUUAAACAGUCAUUUCAUUUAUUAUUGUAUUGUGUAACCUAUGUGCCAUUUAGCAGUGGUUUUUUGUGUAAUUUUUAGAUUCCAAUAAGUGUAGAAAGUUAAUUGGUGAAUGUUACACAAGCUGGGAUAAUGUAUACAUUGUAUUUCUAUGAUAUUUCUAUUUUUAAUUAGUUUAUAUUUUUCCCUUUCUCUGAGCCCUGGACAUAAAAACUUAAUCAAAUUGCUUUUUAAUUCAAUUUUAAAGCAUAACAAAACAAAAUUAGUUUAUUGUUACACAGUAGAUUGAAAUAUUCUGAAUUGAUCAGAUCAAAAUGGUCAUGGAAUUGGGGAACUUACCACAAUGAUAUUAUUUAACUGUUUACCAAGAUAUCCAGUUUUGAAUCUUCACAUCUAACAAUACUGUAUGGUCUAGUCUUGUGUUGAAUUACACUAAGCCUUAUAAUAGAAAUGUGUUUGGUACCAGGGUAAUAUUUGUUUCCAAUUCAGGGUGUUUGGUACCAGGGUAAUAUUUAUUUCCAAUUUGGAAUGUUUGGUACCAGGGUAAUAUUUGAUUCCAAUUCAGGGCGUUUUGUACCAUGGUAAUGUUUGUUUCCAAUUCAGGGUGUUUGGUACCAGGGUGAUGUUUGUUUCCAAUUCAGGGUGUUUGGUACAGUACCAGGGUGAUGUUUGUUUCCAAUUCAGGGUGUUUGGUACAGUACCAGAGUAAUGUUUGUUUCCAAUUCAGGGUGUUUGGUACAGUACCAUGGUAAUGUUUGUUUCCAAUUCAGGGUGUUUGGUACCAGGGUGAUGUUUGUUUCCAAUUCAGGGGGUUUGGUACCAGGGUAAUAUUUGUUUCCAAUUCAGGGUGUUUGGUACCAGGGUAAUGUUUGUUUCCAAUUCAGGGUGUUUGGUACCAGGGUAAUGUUUGUUUCCAAUUCAGGGUGUUUGGUACCAGGGUGAUGUUUGUUUCCAAUUCAGGGUGUUUGGUACCAGGGUGAUGUUUGUUUCCAAUUCAGGGUGUUUGGUACCAGGGUAAUGUUUGUU
This is a messenger RNA of Pecten maximus, 4059 nucleotides long. RefSeq names its product vacuolar protein 8-like. The record is from RefSeq and is a predicted model, not a curated record. NCBI's taxonomy places the organism in Eukaryota, Metazoa, Mollusca, Bivalvia, Pectinida, Pectinidae. The coding region runs from base 65 to 1876 and encodes 603 amino acids. The transcript has 14 exons. Gene Ontology annotation, molecular function: protein-membrane adaptor activity; protein binding. Gene Ontology annotation, biological process: nucleus-vacuole junction assembly.